GGGUUGUUAUUGUGUGGGGGCCCCGCCAGUCCGGUGAGUCGAGUGUAGAGAGCAUAGGGCCUAGGCCAGAAUCGAACCACCGUUGGGUUGGCUCCUCGGUACGGUGGUGGCUCUGUCCGACUGGUGACCGACCGUGGUCCGUCCGUCAUAUUCCCGGUUUGAAAGCAAGGUUGCGACUAGUUGUUGCGACGCAGGAAGGUGUAGUGAUUCGUGUGCGGAGUUGCAAACGGGUCUGCCGGCCAUGGAGAAGCGGAUCUUGCUCGAAAAACGGGGAAGAAACCCCGGCGAAAUCAAAGAACUAGUUCUUGACAACUGUCGGAGUACGCAUAUUGAAGGUCUGACAGAUGAAUUUGUCGCGUUAGAAACACUAAGUCUUAUCAAUGUGGGUCUUACCAGUCUAAAAGGCUUCCCAAAACUAUCAAAUCUUAAGAAGUUGGAACUAAGUGACAACAGAAUCUCUGGUGGUCUGAACCACCUCCAGUCGAGUCCUAAGCUAACUCAUCUUAAUCUUAGUGGAAACAAGAUCAAAGAUCUUGACACACUUCAACCCCUAAAAGAAUUUAAGAACUUGAAGAGUCUGGAUCUCUUUAACAAUGAAGUGACAAACGGAGAUAAUUAUAGGGAGAAAGUUUUUAGCCUUAUUCCCAGUCUUCGAUGUCUUGAUGGAUUUGAUACAGAUGACUGUGAGGUUGAUGAUAGCGAAGGAGAGGAUGAUGAAGUAAAUGGAAAUGAAGAUGGGGAUGGAGAUGCUAAUGAGGAAGAUAGCGAGGAAGUUUCAGACGAAGAAGAUGACGAAGAUUUUGACGAUGGCGUAGGUUUAGAAACUGUGUACAAGGCUGGUCUCGAGGAUGAAAGUGAUGAGGAUGACUUCCUUUGUGACGAAGAAGAAGAAGACGAUGAUGAUGACAAUGACGAUGAUGAACAGGAUGAAGAAGAAGAGUCAUCUCCAGCUCGAGGUAAAAAGAGAAAACAUGAAGAUGGAGGCGACUCAGGGAACUAGAACCAUAAAGAGCAGGUUUCUGAUGCUGUUGAAUGAGUGUAAAAUUCGUAUAAAUAAUAACAAUAAUUGAGACGCCGAGUGAACACCUGGGAAUCAAACUAAUUGACCGACCAAUGACAGACUACAGUUAGUGGUGUGAAUUUAUCAGUAAAAUGAUUGACUGACAAAUUGUCUGUGGAAUAACAAACGAUUAACCACGGCAAAGAAGAGGAAUGUGAAUGAAAGAAUUAAAAGGAUAAUGAUGGCAUAAAAUAAGACUGCAUUCCAGCUGGACACAGCGCGUUUUAGUUGUACUAACGAUAUUUUAUAUAGAGUAUAUAGUUAGAGUAUUAGUGGUGUUGCAUAGUGGGUGUGAAAGAUCAGAUAUUGAAGGACUUGGAGAAGGCAACAAUGGAGUUUUACAUAUGAAGGAGCAUAUUUGUCUGUUAGCUCCAGUCGGCCAAAGGCUGGUCACGCUGGAAUGCAGUCAUCGUUAAUCAGUACUGAGGUUACAUAAGUUACAUUUUAAAUACAUUAUUAUUGUACCAUGAAUAAGUAUAGAGUAAAUGAGGAACAACUUUUGUACAGGUUUACACCAUACAUUGAGGUGCAUUACGCCUCUGUGAUUUUUGGGACAGAAAAUAAAGAGAUAAAUAUAUGUUGCUCAUACAUUGAGCUUAUAUCUAUGAAAGACGUAUUAAGAUAGGAAUCUACAUCAUAAGAACGAAGAAAUGAAAAAAAGUAUGUACAUUUCGUUUAUUAGAAUUAAUAGCGAUUGAGAAAUUGUAUAAUUGAUAUCGUCUAAAAGAAAAGAAUCAGUUUAGAACAUAAAGAUUAUCCUAGUAUUUUCAUUUGUUUUGAUAUGAGCGACAAAUACUAUCGGUAUUUCAAGAAAUAUUAAUCCUGAGAAAAAGCGAAGAAACAACGCAAAAAUAGAAACAAUUAAGAUCGUGCUAGUAUCUUGACUUGAAAUUUUUGUUUAGUAAAUUUUAAGUUCCGGAUGUUUAUGUACAAUAAGCCACGUAUAUUCCAUGGCUGUUAAGAUUAUUGUUAUUUACUCUUGGGCAUUCCAUGGCUACGUGUUAUGCUCUAACAUAACAUAAAACACAUCUGAUUAGUAACAUUAUCAUACUGUCUUUCCAUUUCAAAUUGCAGACGUUCAGCUAUAACCGUUAAAUGUUUUUUAUACUACUAAGUCGUACAAUUUUUUACAAUAACUAUAGAAAUACUUGUUGAAUAAUAUAAUUUCUACCCAGCAAGUCUAAGUGUUUGACAUAUAGGGUACCGAAGGAAAGGAAACAAAAACAAAAUUACUAUAAAUCCAUAAUUACCUUUAAUUUCUGUCUCUGAAGUUACCAUAGCGCUGACACAUCUCGUGAUGAUUAAAGUGCGAAGUUAAUGGGUAAUGAUCAUUAAUAUUAUUAUUAAUAUUAAAUUACAAUAUGAUUUUAAAAAAAUAAUAAAUAUUUACACUUGCGCUUUCGCACUUCUGAAUUGUAUUUAAAGAAAAGAAAAGAAAAGAAAAAGGGAAGAAAAAAACUCGGAAUCGCAAAAUUUAGAUUAGAGCGAAAAGACAAAAUCUCGAGAAACAGGCGCAAAAAUAAGAAACAAAAAAAAAGGUGGAUCAGACGAUGUAGUUAAUGGUGAGACUGUGGUACGUGGAUUACUGGACGGACUACCGAUUAACUACGUGAUCGUGAGAAUGGAUGGGAGUGAAAUAGCGAGUGAGAGUGCAAGAGAGGAUCGAUUUUAUAAUAAAAAAAAAAAGAAAGAAAACAAGAAAUUAUGGUAGAGUCGAGGAUCUGGCGCCUCUUUGUCGCCAGUUUGGUUAUGGCCUUAUCCAAUUUUUCCAAGACUAAAGCAAAUUUAUAUUAGGUACAAUGAGUAUAUUACAUGUACAGGUCCAAAUCUGUAAAUUUCCAAUCUGCAAUUUGUAAUUGCGGCUCGCGCGGAUGUCUUAUUAAAAGUUAAAUUAUAAAUAAUUAAGAAAUUGAAUUAUAAAUAAUUAAAACAUUCCGCGCGUCCCGCGACACGUACACUUUUGUCAAUUGCAAUUUUGGAUAGACCAUUUACGUAAGGAAAAAAUCUAUCACCUAUCAGAUAUAUUACAUCUCCUGUAUUGUCUGCCUGUUCCGUUGUUAAAGUGAAUUUUUAUCAUAA
Megachile rotundata (alfalfa leafcutting bee) is the source of this 3139-nucleotide messenger RNA. It is a transcript of the gene Mapmodulin, whose product is annotated as acidic leucine-rich nuclear phosphoprotein 32 mapmodulin. NCBI's taxonomy places the organism in Eukaryota, Metazoa, Arthropoda, Insecta, Hymenoptera, Megachilidae. Gene Ontology annotation, molecular function: histone binding. The record is from RefSeq and is a predicted model, not a curated record. Gene Ontology annotation, cellular component: nucleus.